CAAAAUCCCUUUAGGAAGCAGGGACCCCAUAAAGCUUCGAAUGUUCCAUUUGGCGAUCAUUUGGGCAUUCCGGUUGGGCAAGCUUUUUGAGAAAAUGGGGAUCUGCAGCCAAAUUCACUUCAUUAGAUUUUUAAUGAAUAUCCCACAACCAGGGAAAGACCCAAAGCUCUUAAUCAAGGAUGCAAAGUUUGAGCAUCUGCCUGUAAGAAUUUACCAUCCAAAAGGUCCCUAUACUGGGCUAAGAAGAGGACUUCUCUAUAUACAUGGAGGCUGUGGAAUGUUUGGAUGCAACAGGACCUAUGAACGAAUGUGUCGCUAUCUUGCCCGAGAAAGUGAUUCAGUGGUUGUGUAUAUUGAGUAUCGUUUAGGUCCGGAGUACCAACAUCCGAUCCAGCUGACAGAUUGCCUCACUGCCACUAAAUAUUUUAUGAAGAAUGCAAAAGACUAUGGAGUGGAUCCCAAUCGUAUCAUCCUUGCUGGGGAAAGUUGCGGAGGCUCAAUUUGUGCUGCUAUUAGCCGAGAACUGGUGAAAAGAGACUAUCCCUUAAAGCUUCGAGCCCAAGUCCUGCUGUACCCACUCUUGCAGAUAGUGAAUGUUAUUUUGCCAUCCUAUCAGCAAAACCGUUUUGGUCCUGGCUUGACCUCUAAACGAGGACUUAAACUUGGCUUUCAAUAUUUAAACGAGGAAGUAGUGGAUGUGGACGAAUUAUUGAAAAAUGCUCAUGUUCCUGAGGACAUGAGGGAGAAAUACAACAAAUGGAUUGGUGCAGAUUGCAUUCCAGAAGAAUUUAAAGCCAGAGGCUAUGAACCAUUAGCGCCUGCUCCAUUUAGGAAAGAAUUGUUUAAAAAAGCGAGACUUGAUGAUGAAACUUUGCUAUCACCUAUUUUAGAUGAGGAUGCUAUUAUUCAACAGCUCCCUGAAACAUACAUUUUAACCUGUGAAUACGACAUCUUAAGAGAUGAUGGACUAUUGUACAAGAAACGACUAGAGGACAAUGACGUACCUGUGACCUGGCACCAUCUAAAGGAUGGGUUCCAUGGACUUAUAACAUUUAUUAAUGCUUGGCCAUUUGAAUUUUCAAGUACAAAAGCAGCAUUUGAAGGUAUAUUAAGUUUUAUUAAAAGGUUGUAA
Molecule: messenger RNA, 1132 nt
Organism: Hemicordylus capensis (graceful crag lizard)
Lineage: Eukaryota; Metazoa; Chordata; Lepidosauria; Squamata; Cordylidae
Product: arylacetamide deacetylase-like 4
Exons: 4
Coding region: 41-1132 (363 amino acids)
Cellular component (GO): membrane
Molecular function (GO): carboxylic ester hydrolase activity
Source: RefSeq, a predicted model, not a curated record